This is a messenger RNA of Chironomus riparius, 1589 nucleotides long. The record is from the annotation of a GenBank genome assembly. NCBI's taxonomy places the organism in Eukaryota, Metazoa, Arthropoda, Insecta, Diptera, Chironomidae.
AUUUCAUCGAAUAAAACACGAUUUAAAUAAAAUUUCAACAAAAAAAAAAUUAAUUCAAGCAUAAAAUGAAGAAAUUAAAGCGAAGUAUCGAUUGUGGUGCUGCAUUUAGUAUUGAAAUAAUGGAUGACUAUAAGUAUAAGAGGAUUAGUAACAAGAAAGAAGUGGAAAUUGAUCCAAAAUCAACAGAAAUCAUUCCAAGUUUCCCAAAAAACUUUAUGGAAAAAGAGGAACUGCAUGAAAAGCACUUUCAAGAUGCUAUUAAGAACAAUACAUCAAUUCCCGUACCUGUGAUUGAUGAAAUUGACAAAGAAGCUUACGAGAAAUUAUAUCCAGCAAAUUAUACAGCUCCAAAAAUACGAAUUAUGGUCCAAUUAAAUGAGAAAACAAUUGAAUAUGAUGCUGAUUCAGAGGAUGAUGAAUGGCUAAAAAUGACUGGAGAGACUUUAAAGCUUACACAUGAUGAGUUUGAGAAAUACAUGGAAUAUCUCGAGAACAAAUCUGCUGAAACUAAGACAGUUCCAUCCAUAUCGGAUAUAACAUCACAUUUCAAUAAGCGAAGUGCUUGUAUAGGAACAGAAGCAACUUACGAUUACUGGCUGAAUAAACGAAUUCAAUCAAAUGGCAAAUAUUUGUUGCACAGCUUAAAAAAGGAAGAUUUAAAGCCUGGCAUUAAGCAUAAAUUCGAUCCAUACAUAGCAUUCCGUGCAUGUCGCGAACGAAUGCAUUUGCGAAAGAAUCGAUCAAGAGAUUACGAGAACUAUAUCAAAAUGUUGGACAUUCGUGACAGCAUAGAAGAAUGCUUGAAAUUUUACAAGACAAAUGCUUUUUGUGAGAGGACAAAGCAUGAGCUGCUUGUGUUACGCUUUGCAACAUUCAAAGAUCAAUAUAAUACGAAAACUUUUAAUUCGUCGUAUCUCGAGAAGGAAGUGCAGACCAACACAGAAUUUUUAUUGAAGGAUUUAAAAGAAAAUCGUAUUGGAUGUGAUAUAAAUAGCACGAAGAGUCUUAGUAACGAGCUUAAAGUUGGAGAUUCUGACGAAUAUCCGAUAAACAUUAACGAGCAUGAAAUGUUUCCGUUCAAUCGACUUACUGGCUGUGAAUAUCAUGAUAUCCGUAACGACACAUUUGAUAAAAAUCAUAUUCCUGAAUGUACAGAACAUGAAAAGUUUCAUAAAACAGACGUGGGUGUGUUGCGUAGACGUGUAGGCAGAGGAGGACGAAUCAUUUAUGACAGAAUAAGCAUACCUAAAUCCGAUAAUGCCCAACUCGACAGCCCCGAAUAUCAAGAAGUUGAUAAUUUCAGGAAGAUUUACGUAAAACGAUUAAGUGAGCAUGACGAAGUUUGUGACUCGCUCAGAUCAUCACCAAAAUGCCAGCAUGAAUCUGAAGCUGUUGAUCCAAACAUCAGCUUGAGUGAUAUUGAAAUCAUUUGCAGCAUUGAUUCCUAAGUGGAUUGAUUGUUAGCUUUUUUGAAAUUCAACAAGUUUUCUGUGAGUUCGUCUAUAAUUUGAGUAUGAAGUUGUGGAUUAAAAUUAAUGCAGUAAUAAAAUCAUCUCUCUUAUCUCAGAUUUAACAGAUUUCAUUCCCAC